Molecule: messenger RNA, 2934 nt
Organism: Stylonychia lemnae
Lineage: Eukaryota; Ciliophora; Spirotrichea; Sporadotrichida; Oxytrichidae
Source: the annotation of a GenBank genome assembly
AUGGUGGAAUUCGAAAAGCAAAGUCUUAAUGAUAAUGCUAAUUACCACCAUAUGAUGAGGAAUGAUGAGCAAAUAAGUUAUAAUACGCCAAGUAUAAUGAGUCAUUAGCUACCAUUGUAAUAAUAACCCCCAAUAAUGCUGGUCAACUAACCUCGCACAGCAAAGCAAGAAGUAAUGUUGAAAGUAAAAGAGAUAGGGAGAUUGAAUAAGCAAGCUAUGAGUCAGUUUAAGGUAGGUGAAAAAGACCCUGCUUUGAAAUUGCUGAACAAGGCUGAGAAAAUGUGUGAAAAUUUAAGACACAUAUGGUAUUAGCAAUAAAAAGAACUGGGAGACAUGCUAACUAAUACUUAUGCUUGCAAAGCAUUUACUACCACUUAUAAUAAUCUGGGAGUGUUUUACAAGUCAUAAGGAAAGACUAACUUAGCCAUCAAGUAUCUGAAGCAAGUGCUUGAGAUUGAAUAAGAGAUGAUAAUGGAAAAUAAGGAGUAGGAAAUAGCCUCUUCCUUUCAUUCAUCUAGGCAUGAUAUAGCACUAACUUAUAUCAAGAAAGCAGUUGACUAUUUAGAUGAGGCAUAUGAGCAUAAAUUACAUGCUAUCACUGAUUUGAAAGAGAAGAGGCAGUUUGUUUAAAUAGCUGCAACAGCUUUUCAUAAUGCUGGAGUUGAAUAUGAGUUUUUGAAGAUCUUCGAUAAGUGCUUGCAAUACUAUCAAAAGUCUUUUGGGAUAUGCUUAUAGCAUCUUGGUUCAGAGCAUCCUUUGACUUAGGCUUUCGAAAAAAGUCUUAUAGCUGCUUAAAGAAAGAUAGAUACUAUGCCUCCCUAAUCAUAGGAUUUCAGGAAAGAUAAAUCUAAGAUAUUGCUUCUGCCACUAAAGAAAAACAAAAUAAUAUCAAAUAAUCGAACUACUAAAUCUUAAAAAGCUAAAGCUAUAUAGUUGAAAUCUAGGAAAAUAAAUAGGGAUUUAAGUUUAAUUGAAGAUAGUAAAAGUAAUAGGAAUCAUUAAGAACUAACAAUUUAAAAUGAAGAUAUAAGCUUUAUCAACAGAUCUAAUCAGAAUAAAAGUGUUUCCUAAAUAAAGAGACCACUUCCCUAUCUUCAGGAAUUUAAUAGUUAGCUUCAGAAAAACUCAAAAAAUGUGAAAUCUAAAAAAAUGUUAAAUGAUAACUAUAUGAGUGAAAGAGCUUUGAGCUAAUUGAAUAAUAGAAGUGGCUUGGGCUAAAAGCAUAUUAAUGACUAUACUGAUAUAUCAUCAAGAAAUCAUUAGGAUAGAUAAGAAUACUUCUCAAUUCGAGAUAUACUCUUAAACUCUAGAAAUGAGAUAAAUGCAGGUGAAUUUGAUUCCUAUGAUUUUAAAAAUCUUAUUCACAAUAACUCAAAACCUCAACACUAACUUGACUCUCAAAAUACUAAUAGUUUGGUUAGAGGGAAUAAGCAUAGACUUAAUGAUGAUCUCAAAUUCUAUAUAAAUCAUAAUAACUAAGGCAAUCAAUUGAAUAGACAGAAUAGUAAAGAAAGAUAUCCUGAUAUUAACACAAUAGUUGGUGACAAAGAACUCAAUACCACAGUAAGUAUAGAAGAGUUAAAAAGGAAAAAAUAGGAAAUUAUCAAGUAAUAAAAUAAGAUAAGAACCAAGAAUUUACAAGAACUUAACAAUUUAAAGUAAAAUAAAAAUUAAUAUGAGAGAUAAGAACAAGCUGGUGAAUAAGGGGGUUAGGAAAGUGUAAAUAGAUUUAAUGAGGGAAAUCAUAACUAAAAAUCAAAACCUAAUCAUUAAUAAACAUAGGAGGAAGGGGAGUAGUCCAUGCUAGAAUAAAGUCAGAAUGAUGAUGUAUCAUCUAUGCUUAAGCACUAAAAAAAUGAUUUGAAAAUUGACUACUCUAAAGUAUUGCCUGUAUAGUCUAAAUUGAAUCCAAAGAAAAUCUUAAGUAAUGAAGGAAUCGACCCAUAUUACUUCAGAUAAUAAAAAUAGGACAUUAAAUCAGAAUUUAUAACUAUAAAAAGGAUAGAGUACAAUGAGUAAAUACAGAGAAACUACCUAUCACUAUACAAUAAAGUCUAGAAGUUUCAAGUCAUUAGAAUAAUGAAGGCAGUUGCUGAAUUCAAACAAAAAUAAAAGAUUAUGUGGGAUAAGAGAGGGAUCAUUAAAUAGUAAGAUUAAUUAAUGCAGCUUAUAGAGUCAAGAAAGAACAGUCCUGACAGUAAACUGCUAUAAUCGCAAGUGAAAGAUAUAUUCCAUAAUAAUGGUAAUGACAACGUGACCCUUGAUCAAACAUUUGGAAAUAAACACAAAUAAUAAAUGUAGCAAUAGAGAGAUUCUCAAGAUUUUGAUUAGCCUAUCGUACUCGGAGACUACAAGGAGGAGAUGGAAUAGAUUAAUCUACUAAAUAACAGAGCUAGAAGAUUAAAAGUAAUGAACUAGCUUAAAAGCAAAACUUAGGCUUAGACUUUAACACAAGCUAGUAUAAAUUUAAACGCAAACAGCAUCAGAAAUGCAUAAAUAGACCAAAUCAGAUCUCAUAAUAAUGAGUUUUUAUAUAAGGAUUCAAAUUAGAAUGCUUAAUCUUAAAAGACUAUCGCUUAGAAUUAGGUUAUCCUGCAGUAGUUUAAUAAUAAUAGCUCGGUGAAAAUGUAUCCUUAAACUCUUAGUGAGUAUUAAAAUAGUGGUAAUAGCCUAAUGUAAGCUUAUGAAAAUAUUCAAGAGGAGUUAAGAUAGUAGCAUUAGCAAUUCCAGCAAAGACAAUAGUAAAAUUCUAUAAAGGUGAAUAUAAAUGAUUUACAAAACGUCUUGAGUCAUUCAUCACUCAACGAUGAAACCAUUAUAAGAUUCUAGCCUGAUUAAAGCAAGACUACAAGUAUAGCAUAGACUAUUAGAACGAGAAUUAAAAGAUUAAACUAAUAGCAGCAGUAGUAGCAACAAUACCCACCUCAACUAUGA